CACUUUUAUUAAAAGGAUUCAGUAAAAUAUUUAGUCUCAUUACUUAUACUGUGGAGAAAUCAUUGUUUACUUAACAAGAUCACUAUUACUUUCCAGCCAGUAUUUAUAAAUUCAUAGUAGUGAUAUACGUGAAAAACGCUUAUAAUACGUAACUAUUGCCAUUUUGUUAAUUUCAUUUAAACAAGAGAUAGAUAUCAUUUCGCGCGGUUGUGUGGCGCGUGCGCAGUUCGAUUUCUUACCGCAACACCACAUAUCUAUAGAUAUAAAAUAAUGGGUGGUAAGUAUUCUGCUAUGGAUCCGAUGGAAGUUCCCGUUCCGGACAUAGAGAAAUUAUUACAACGUGAUAGUUAUUUGAAGCCCUAUGAACGUGAAAUUCGUCGCAGAUAUGGAUGCUUUAAAGACCUUUGGAAUCAAAUUGAAUCGUGGGAAGGCGGACUGGAGGACUUCACAAAAGGUUACAAUUACUUCGGACCACAAUACAACAAUGAUGGGUCCGUAACAUGGCGCGAAUGGGCUCCAGGGGCUCAUUCUAUACACCUUCAAGGAGAAUUUAAUGGAUGGAAUCCCAAGAGUCAUCCGUUUAAAAGAUUAGAAUACGGGAAAUGGGAGCUCCACAUCACCGCAAAUCCUGACGGUUCGUGCCCUUUAAAACACGACACGCGAGUUCAGCUUAUCGUCAAUGAUAAUUUGUACAGAGUGUCGCCAUGGGCCAGCUAUGUAAAGCCGUUCGAAGGUUUCACCUAUCAGCAGUUUAUUUAUAAACCAGACAGACCAUAUCAAUUUAAAAAUCCCAAAGUUCCUAGGCCGAAAUCACUUCGUAUUUAUGAAUCACACGUUGGCAUCGCCACACCUGAAGGCAGAGUUGGUACAUACAACGAAUUCAGGGAUAAUGUACUGCCUAGAAUAAAGAAUCAAGGAUAUAAUGCUAUACAGCUCAUGGCGAUUAUGGAACACGCAUAUUACGCCUCUUUUGGCUAUCAGGUUACCAGUUUCUUCGCAGCAAGCAGUCGCUAUGGUACACCGUGUGAACUCAAGCAGCUGAUCGACCGCGCCCACGAGUUGGGCCUGUAUGUACUACUGGAUGUUGUACACUCUCACGCCUCUAAGAACACGCUGGACGGGCUGAACGAGUUCGACGGCACCAACUCGUGCUACUUCCACGAUGGACCAAGGGGCACGCACUCACUGUGGGACAGCAGACUUUUCAACUAUUCUGAAACUGAGGUUUUAAGAUUCCUGCUAUCUAAUUUAAGAUGGUAUCAAGAAGAAUACCAGUUCGAUGGCUUUAGGUUUGAUGGCGUGACCUCGAUGCUGUACCACAGUCGUGGCAUCGGUGAAGGUUUCUCUGGCCAGUACGACGAAUAUUACGGCCUCAAUGUGGAUACUGAGGCACUUGUGUACCUCAUGCUAGCCAACGAAAUUACACACAAGAUUGAUAGCAGGGCCAUCACUAUUGCAGAGGACGUGUCAGGUAUGCCAGCAAUUUGCCGGCCAGUCGAUGAAGGUGGUAGCGGAUUUGACUACCGUCUAGGCAUGGCGAUUCCGGAUAUGUGGAUAAAGUUGCUAAAGGAGGAACGCGACGAAAACUGGCAGAUGGGCCAUAUCGUGCACACUCUCACCAAUCGCCGCUGGAUGGAAGGCACCGUCGCGUACGCUGAGAGCCAUGAUCAGGCCUUGGUAGGUGAUAAAACGAUCGCAUUCUGGCUUAUGGACGCUGCUAUGUACACCCACAUGAGCACGCUGAGCGAGUCCAGCGCCAUCGUCGAGCGCGGACUGGCGCUGCACUGCAUGAUCAGACUUAUUACUCACGCCCUUGGAGGCGAAGCGUAUCUCAAUUUCAUAGGCAAUGAAUUCGGCCAUCCAGAGUGGCUAGACUUCCCGCGCGCAGGUAACAAUUCAUCUUAUCACUACGCGCGCAGACAGUGGCACCUCGUGGAUGAUCAGCUUCUCAAAUAUAAGUACCUGAAUGAGUUCGAUAAGGACAUGAACAAUCUUGAAGAGAGAUACGGCUGGCUUAGCUCAGAUCCGGCAUACGUGUCAUGUAAACAUGAGGGCGACAAAGUGAUAGCGUUCGAACGCGCCGGCGUACUAUUCAUGUUUAACUUUCACCCAGACCAGAGUUUCACUGACUACAGGGUGGGCGUUAACGAGCCAGGAAACUACCGAGUUGUGCUGUGUUCAGACAGCACGAAAUAUGGUGGUUUUGGACGCGUGGAACCGAACGGUGGAAACCAUAUGACACAGGGUAUACCAUGGAAUAAUAGAAAUGAUUCAAUCCAGGUAUACAUUCCUUGCCGCACCGCAAUAAUAUAUGCACGACCAUAGUUUAUUAUAUUUACAUUUAUUAAAGCUUGUUACUUUUAUUAGAUAUAUAAUGUAAACCCAUUUAAUAGACUGUUAAAUAUAAAUAUUGUAAUAAUGGCUGUUAAAAUAUACAAAGACUAUCGGGUGUAAAAUAAAUCUAUGUGUUUAAUUAGAUUCAUACUUAGACAAUCAUUCUUUCGGGGAAAUUGUUUGAUUUUGGAUAUUUAUAACUAUUUUUGUUACAUCUCGUAUUUAAAUCUUAAACUUUAGGAGCUCAUAUACCUUAGGAGAUUACAAGUAAAAAAUUCCUAUUUUACAUACUUCAGUGAUUAUCUGACGUUUCCAAGGAUUAGUUUUUUAUUUUACAUCAAGUGUUGUUAUAAGAAGGUUGGUAAAUCAAAGACUUAAUUUUGUACAAAAUAUAUUUUCAGAAUUUUGUUAUAUACUUAAAUAAAAAAAAUUAUAAUCUAA
Galleria mellonella (greater wax moth) is the source of this 2775-nucleotide messenger RNA. It is a transcript of the gene AGBE, whose product is annotated as 1,4-alpha-glucan-branching enzyme. The transcript has 14 exons. Bases 271 to 2325 code for a protein of 684 amino acids. Gene Ontology annotation, molecular function: hydrolase activity, hydrolyzing O-glycosyl compounds; 1,4-alpha-glucan branching enzyme activity; cation binding. NCBI's taxonomy places the organism in Eukaryota, Metazoa, Arthropoda, Insecta, Lepidoptera, Pyralidae. The record is from RefSeq and is a predicted model, not a curated record. Gene Ontology annotation, cellular component: cytoplasm. Gene Ontology annotation, biological process: glycogen biosynthetic process.